UCGCGUUAACAGCUCCGCACACACGCGCGGUACGCUCGGAGCACGUUCGGAACACGCUCGGAACGCUUUCGGUUACGAAUCGGUUCCUCGAACGCCAUUGUUACCAACAAUGCGUUGACACUACGUUCGGAAGUGGUAUAAUUGACUCGAAUUGUUUCACUGAUUGUUUUUAACGAACGCUUUUUUUUAAUCUGUGGCCUUUUUAUUGAGUUCCUUUUUUGUGUUGUGUGAUUGAUACGGAUAUCGGACCGGUCAGGAAGCGGUGAAAACAUUCAACGACUUCAAAGCCGCAUUCGACAUCAAACGACCCAACUAGCGUCAAUCCCGAGUGGCUAUUAAACGCUAAUUCAAUCAUAAAAACAAACAUGAGAGUCUAUUUCCGUACGAUUCGCGGUUGAAACUUACACAUGAGCGAACAAGACGUGGUCGAAUGCAAACAAGAUACAUCGAAAGAGUCCGGAGAGAUGCAAACUGUAGUGUCCAAUUACGCAACGCCGAAUUUGAUUAGACAGGCAGACAGACUGAUCGACGUGCAUAGCUAUAACACUGACGCGUCAUACACGGAGUACCAAUAUGGGGAAGAGGUCGAUAGACUGAGUCCUGAAUUACAAGAUGAGAAGAUCAACGUCGAUGAUGAAGAUAAAGAGGAAGAACUGGUUAUAGCUGAUGAUGAAGACUAUGAAAAGAAUGAGAGUUUGGAACAAAGAGAUGAUUCGAAUAGUGCGGCUAAAGCUAAGGAUACUCAUAAUGUAAGUGACAGUGUAAAUAAAGAGGAGAAUUUGGAGCCUUCUUGGCAUCCCCAUGUGUACGGUAAACCGCCCAAGAAACCAACUCCUCACACGAUAGAAUAUAUUUUAGGAUUAUCGAAAAACGGUGACGUGCCCAAAGAAGAACCGAAGCGUUCCACUGUGAGUCAACUAAUGAACGUGAAACGGAAUUUCGACAACAAAAAGAACUUUUCGUUUCAAGAGAAAAGUACGCAAGUGCCGAGAGACCUGACGGACAGGAAGUUUAAUAUAAGUGUGCAUAAGAACAAGCUGCAGGAACAGUUGCUUCAGCGAGGUGUUAGAACUAGUGAGAGUGAAUACGAAAAUGUGCAGUUCGCGUUUAAGACUGACGAUCAACCGCUGAAUCUGUCCGUGCCGAAGUCGAAAGACUCUCCUGUGUGGAGUUCUGGAGCUGAUGACGACAAAUUAGGAAAAGAUUCAAAGUUAAUGAAACGAAAGAAGUCCACUGAGGAUGUUCGCUCUCCCCUUGGAGGAGAGGGAUCGAUGACCAGUGAGGAGGGUGAGGAGGUCGGGAGGCGUAAGAAGGCUCGUACCACCUUCACAGGCCGACAGAUCUUCGAGUUGGAGAAGCUGUUCGAGGUGAAGAAGUAUCUUUCGUCCGGCGAGAGGGCUGAUAUGGCGAAACUGCUCAAUGUAACAGAAACUCAGGUGAAAAUCUGGUUCCAGAAUCGAAGAACGAAAUGGAAGAAGAAGGACAAUGUGUCGAACGCAGAAGUUGCUGAGAUCAAGCAACAGAACAAACCUAGCGGAGAAGAGAAACCAGACGAACCCAAAGACCCUCUAGCGCUGGACAUGUCGAAGAAGACUUGCAACAAAAUCCUCAGCGAAAAAUUAAGAAGUACAAAAGUAGUAACCCAAAACUUACCAAAACCGAGAAGAGUCGAAAAAGGGGUUGUCCUAGAAUCGAUAUGCGAUGCGAACGAUAUAGAAAGUAGAAUAUCGAUAACAAAAAUAACGAAUAAGCUAUCGAGUACAGAUCUAUCUGAAACAGUGUCUGUGAAAAGUUUUAAUCCUGAAGACGUUAAAGAUACAUACGAUUCGUUGAGCAGAGACGUUGAAAUGUGAAUAAGAUAGUAUAGACAUUUGUGGUCUGGAACGAUCUCUGAUAGGUUAUUUUUAUAAAAUAGUAUGAGUGUUUGAAUGAAUUCUUGCUAGCCACGCGAUCUAUUUGUACAAUGAUUGUUUAAAAAAAAAGAAAAAAAAAUCCAAAAUUGAACGGAAAAGUUUCGACGUAUUCCCGCGUAAGUUUGGCGUCUGAGGAUAGAACUCUUAUGGUUUUGUUAUGUAUCUGUCUCCUCGCGUUAUUUGUAAAACAAAUUGUAUACGAGUAGUUAGGAAAUUGAAUACCCAAGUAUACUUAAUUAUAAUAUUAAUUAAAUUGUAUUGAAGUACACAAAUUGUUAAAUAAAAGUACAUAUGUUUUCUUUAAUUUAUAUAUUUUUUUCAUUCUAGCACAGAUUAAUUAUUUUGUUUUAUCUCUGUAAUUAUAUAAUGGUAUACAAUUUUUUCAUUUUGCAACUUGAAACGAUUAAAGUAACCAAAAGUCACAUACAAUCAAAGGUCGAAUCAGACCACAAGUAACCACACUAAGAGAACCUUUCUUCCUUGUGAUAAUACUCACCAAACUUGUUAUCUAUCACGCUAUUAUCGCCUUUAUACCAUUGCAAUGAUGUACAUAUUGGUAUAACAUAAGGGAUUUGUUUUCGUACUAGUUUUUAUAUCUAUUUAGGAGUUUUUAUUUGAUGUUGUCUAACAAACCGAUAUUCUCUUCAUAACUAUAUAGACUUACAACGCAACUGCUAUAAAGAUAAUUUAUAUAUUCAACACUUGAAACACACUAAAACGAACAAUUACAAUUCAAACAUUAAAUAAUUCAUCUCAAACAUUAAUUAAUCUUUAUUUAACAAGUAAUUUUUUUAAAAGACAAUUAUAAACUACAUAGCUACCAAUUCCUCUCACUCUGACAGCCUAAAAGUUUGAUAUUGUUUAUAUAUUUCAGUUUUUUUUAAUAGACUUGUAAUUAUUCAUAAAAAAAUAAUAACUUGUGUUAAAUGCUUAUACAGGUAAGGCCACAAGUCAUUAAUGUAUAAUAAAAACAAAAAUAAGCCUAAAUUUGAUCCCUGUAAGACGCCUUUUUGAUUGUUAAUAGAUUGUUAAAAGAAAAUACAUCCACAAAAAGAACACCAUAGAAAAAUUCAAACAAAUUCUUGAAUCUCAAUUGAAUUAUAUUCAAUCUUUUAUCAUCUCAUCGCCUUUCUGUAUGUUAUCAUAAAAUUUUAUUAUAUUUAAUUGUUAAUAUUAUUUAUAAUGUGUACAAAAGUUUGCCGAGUCAAUCUUUUGUGUUAGUGCAAUAUGUGCUACGUGUAUCAUGUUUGUGUUAUCAAUGUGACCGAUCUUAAUUUUAAGAGACAUCUUUUUACCUUUAUCUGUAUCCAAUUUAACAUGUUUAUCUAAGCUCUCCGCUUCAAUCUGCUGUGCAGAAUAUUUAUCUUAAGUUUAUGUAUGGAUUUGUUCUUUGAAAUAAAACGAACGCGUUUUAUUACUUUAUUCUUACAUUUGUUUAUAACUUGUUAAAUAAAUUUCAUUACGCAUAUUUCCUCGUGUCAACAUAUCAUUUUGUUUAGAGAACAAAAUACUGGGAUGUCAUGUAAUUUGAGCUCUAUGCUAACGAAAAUUAAAGUCAAAUUCGCUUUAUUAUUCGACAAAGCUUUUUUAAAUACUAACUUCUUAGUUAAGGCUAUAUAUCAUAUACAAAUAGACAGACAAAUGUAUGAUUUGCUUCCUAUAGAUAUAAGAGGAAAUUGUAAAUUAUUUAUUGAGAAGAGUUGUGGCGUUUUCGGAGAGCAAGUAGCUUAGUUUUAGAGAGA
Molecule: messenger RNA, 3655 nt
Organism: Vanessa atalanta (red admiral)
Lineage: Eukaryota; Metazoa; Arthropoda; Insecta; Lepidoptera; Nymphalidae
Gene: NK7.1
Product: homeobox protein mls-2
Exons: 4
Coding region: 408-1853 (481 amino acids)
Biological process (GO): cell differentiation; regulation of transcription by RNA polymerase II
Cellular component (GO): nucleus
Molecular function (GO): RNA polymerase II cis-regulatory region sequence-specific DNA binding; DNA-binding transcription factor activity, RNA polymerase II-specific
Source: RefSeq, a predicted model, not a curated record